Messenger RNA from Gracilinanus agilis (Agile Gracile Mouse Opossum), 1035 nucleotides. It is a transcript of the gene PLCXD2, whose product is annotated as phosphatidylinositol specific phospholipase C X domain containing 2. NCBI's taxonomy places the organism in Eukaryota, Metazoa, Chordata, Mammalia, Didelphimorphia, Didelphidae. The record is from RefSeq and is a predicted model, not a curated record. Gene Ontology annotation, molecular function: phosphoric diester hydrolase activity. Gene Ontology annotation, biological process: lipid metabolic process. Bases 1 to 1035 code for a protein of 344 amino acids. The transcript has 4 exons.
AUGAGAGGAAUGCUAGCGUUUAGGAAAGCGAAGAAGAAACUCAGGAUGGGGACCAUAUGCUCCCCCAACUCAGGAGGGACAAAGACCGUGGAAGUCUGCAAUGCCGACUGGAUGGGUUCACUCCCUCCUCGUCUCAGCACACUUCCCCUUUCCAAUCUGGCUAUCCCAGGGUCCCAUGAUUCUUUCAGCUACUGGGUAGAUGAAAAGUCUCCUGUGGGGCCAGACCAAACCCCGGCUAUCAAGCGUCUUGCUAGGAUCUCCUUUGUAAAGAAGCUGAUGAAGAAAUGGUCUGUGACUCAGAACCUGACGUUCAGGGAGCAGUUAGAGGCAGGGAUUCGCUACUUUGACCUUCGUGUGUCAUCUAAGCCUGGAGACACAGACCGGGAGAUCUACUUUAUCCACGGUCUUUUUGGCAUCAAAGUCUGGGAUGGGCUGAUGGAAAUCGACUCCUUCCUCACACAGCACCCCAAAGAAGUUGUCUUCCUGGAUUUCAAUCACUUCUAUGCCAUGGAUGAUGUCCACCACGAAUACCUAAUCCAGCGGAUCCAGGAGGCAUUUGGUACCAAGCUCUUCCCAUCUGAGAGAGUGGAGAAUGUGACAUUAAAUACUUUGUGGGAGAAAAAAUGUCAGGUUCUUAUUUUCUACCAUGCUCCCUUCUCCAUGCAAUACCCCUUUCUGUGGCCAGGACACAGGAUUCCAGCACCAUGGGCCAACACAACAUGCGUGAGGAAACUCAUACUCUUCUUAGAAACAACUCUUGGUGAAAGAGCUCCCCAUGGAGCUUUCCAUGUGUCCCAAGCUAUUCUUACACCCAGAGUGAAAACCAUUGCCCGAGGCCUAGUUGGUGGUCUCAAGAACACACUGGUGCACAGGAACCUUCCUGUGAUUUUGAACUGGGUGAAGACACAAAAACCUGGAGUCCUAGGGGUCAACAUUAUCACAUCAGACUUCGUCGACCUGGUGGACUUUGCCACAACUGUCAUUGAGUUGAAUGACCUCCUCCUACAAGGGGACAGAGCUCUGGCUAAAUGCUGA